Camelina sativa (false flax) is the source of this 781-nucleotide messenger RNA. RefSeq names its product phospholipase A2-alpha. The record is from RefSeq and is a predicted model, not a curated record. Gene Ontology annotation, molecular function: lipid binding; A2-type glycerophospholipase activity; calcium ion binding. NCBI's taxonomy places the organism in Eukaryota, Viridiplantae, Streptophyta, Magnoliopsida, Brassicales, Brassicaceae. Gene Ontology annotation, biological process: arachidonate secretion; lipid catabolic process; phospholipid metabolic process.
GUAGAAUCACAUUCAUUAUUGUGCCAUUACCAAACAUAUGAGUCACGAGAUAGAAGAAGCCAAAGACAGAGUCACAGGCUCUUCGUCUUCUACCUUCUUCCUUACUCAUUUCAUUUUCACCAAAACCAAAGUUAUAUUCUUCUCACUUUCCGAGCUUUCCAGUUCAACUAUGGCGGCUCCGAUCAUACUUUUCUCUUUCCUUUUCUUCUUCGCUGUCUCCGUCUCUGCGCUUAACGUCGGUGUUCAGCUCACACAUCCCUCCAUUUCCUUGAGUAAAGAAUGUAGCCGGAAAUGUGAAUCAGAGUUCUGUUCAGUGCCUCCAUUUCUGAGGUAUGGGAAGUAUUGUGGACUACUUUACAGUGGAUGUCCUGGUGAGAGACCUUGUGAUGGUCUUGAUUCUUGUUGCAUGAACCAUGAUGCUUGUGUCCAAUCCAAGAAUAAUGACUAUCUAAGCCAAGAGUGUAGUCAGAAGUUCAUUAACUGCAUGAACAAUUUUAGCCAGAAGAAGCAACCGACGUUCAAAGGUAACAAAUGCGAUGCUGAUGAAGUGAUUGAUGUCAUCUCCAUUGUCAUGGAAGCUGCUCUUAUCGCCGGCAGAGUCUUCAAAAAACCCUAACUAUAUAAUAUUUUUCUAGUUAAUUGUUUCUCUUGUUUUCUUUCCCUCAAGAUAUUUGUCCAUUUUACAAAAAAAAAAAAAAUCUAAUCUAAGUAAUAGUACUAUACUGUAGUACUUGUUCUUUCUUUCUUGUGUCUGAUAAAAUAAUACCUGUCAAACGUCCAA